This is a messenger RNA of Ostreococcus lucimarinus CCE9901, 3384 nucleotides long. RefSeq lists its product with no specific name. The record is from RefSeq and is a predicted model, not a curated record. Gene Ontology annotation, molecular function: cysteine-type deubiquitinase activity; cysteine-type endopeptidase activity; protein binding. Gene Ontology annotation, biological process: regulation of protein stability; protein deubiquitination. Lineage: Eukaryota; Viridiplantae; Chlorophyta; Mamiellophyceae; Mamiellales; Bathycoccaceae. Bases 1 to 3384 code for a protein of 1127 amino acids. Gene Ontology annotation, cellular component: nucleus; cytosol. The transcript has a single exon.
AUGUCGAGCGGUUCGGAAGAUAGCGAGUUGGCGUUCUCGACGGCGGAGCCGACGACGUUCUCGUGGCGCGCCGAGUUCUCGCGAUGGAAGAAACGAGACGCGAAGGUGGUGAGUCAAACGUUUGAGUGCGGAGAUACACUCUUUCGGUUGGCGAUGUAUCCGUUCGGGAGUAAUUUGAACUCGAAAUCGGAGACGCCGGCGCAGGUGAGCUUGUUCUUGGACACGGGGGCGACAAAGCCGCGCCGAAUCGAGGACGACAUGAGUAGAGAGUGGAGAAGGCACGCGAAGUUCGAAUUGCAGCUGCUUCAUCCGACGGAUGCGUCGGUGGUAGAAUCGAAGGAAACGUCGCACACGUUCGACAGACGCGAAGCGGAUUGGGGGUUCGCGUCGUUCAUCACGCGCGAAGACGUUUUUGAAAAGGGCUACGUUGACGCCGAAGGCUGUGUGAAUUUCCGAGUGCAUGUGACGCCGAUUGAGGAGCACGAAGUCGACCGACCGAUGCAGAGUGCGUUUUAUAGCGAAUACGACUCGCGCAAAGAGACAGGGCUGAUCGGUCUGAAGAAUCAAGGGGCGACGUGUUACAUGAACUCGCUCUUGCAGACGCUCUAUCACAUUCCCUCCUUUCGUCGCGCGGUCUAUCACAUGCCUACGAACGAAACGGAAGAGGCGCACACAUCGAUGCCAUUAGCGUUACAAUCGGUGUUCUACUGUCUUCAGUACGCCAAAGAAGGCGACGUGAGCACGGAGGAUUUGACGCGAUCGUUUGGAUGGGACUCUUACGAUUCCUUCAUGCAACACGACGUACAGGAACUCAACCGUGUACUUCAGGAUAAGCUUGAAGAGGCCAUGAAACAAACGUGCGUCGAGGGCACGAUUCAGAAGCUCUUCGAAGGGCACACGACGAACUUCAUCGAGUGCAUCAACGUUGAUUACAAGAGCGAACGCAAGGAGGAGUUUCUCGAUCUUCAGUUAGACGUCAAGGGAUGCAAAGAUAUUUAUGCGUCCUUUGAUCGUUACACUGAGAUUGAAAAACUUGAUGGCGAGAACAAGUAUCGCGCCGAGGGACACGGAUUGCAAGACGCUCGCAAAGGCACGCUGUUCCACGACUUUCCUCCCGUGUUGCAGAUUCAGCUGAAGCGUUUUGAGUACGAUUACCAACGAGACACCAUGGUGAAGAUCCAUGAUAGAUAUGAGUUCCCCGAAGAGCUCGAUCUCGACGUGGGUGAUCGUAAGUACCUCGUUCCCGAGUCCGACAAGAGUGUUCGCAACAAGUAUAAGCUUCAUAGCGUCUUAGUACACAGCGGGGGGAUAAAUGGUGGACAUUAUUACGCGUUUGUCAAGCCCAAUUUGCAGGCGGAAGAUGCGCAGUGGUUCAAGUUUGAUGACGAACACGUGACGAAAGAAACCGCAGAAAAGUCGGUGGUGGAACAGUACGGAAGCGGCGGCGCAGCCGCGGUCGAUAGCGAUAUGGAUGCAGACGAUGACUCGACAAACGUCCGCGUGGCGCCGAACUUGCGGUUCCAAAAAGUGAGUAGCGCCUACAUGCUCGUGUACAUUCGAGAGGAUGACAUGGAUCAAAUCAUGUGCGUCGCCAAUAAGUCUCAUCUCACGGAAUACCUCCAGGCCCGCUUCGCUGAGGAGCAGAAGGCAAAGGAGAAAGAGGCGCAGGAAAAGAAGGAGGCGCAUCUGUACACCAUCAUCAAGGUUUUGACCAGGCAAGAUUUAGAGCGGCAGAUCGCUUCGGAGAAGUUUUUUGAUCUGGGCAAUUUUGAGAGCGCGCAAAGGUUCCGACUGCAUAAAAAGUCGACAUUUACAAAGUUUAGGGAGCUCGUUUCCGAGAAGCUCGGAAUACCAGCUGAGAGGCAGCGGUACUGGACUUACUCGCCACGACGCAACAAAACAUCUCGGCCAGCCACCGCGCUUCCAGACCACGCAAAUACCCCACCGACCUGGACGGUUGAAAAAACACGGCUGAAAUACACGGUGCCUAACUCACAGCAUGCUUCAUCAGGCGAAUUCAGACUCUACCUGGAAGAGCUUGACGAUGAUGCGUUCGCGAACAGUGACCCAGAAAGAGACAUUUGGUUGCACGUCAAGCUUUACAAUCCGCAUGAGGCGCGGUUGAGUUACUGUGGCACGCUUUACGCGAGUCCCGAGGAGACGCUCAGUACCUACAUGCCGAAGAUCAAAUCCAUGGCAGGGUUUGCCAGUACCGCGUCAACGCUCAUGUUUGAGGAAAUUGCGUUCGUUCGCGAAAGUAAGAUUCAAAUUGAUCAAUUAUCGGACAAACAAGUGAAAACAUAUCCGUUGAGCGACCCCGAUGACGGUAGCAAGACGUUGCAGCUCGGUAACGGUGAUAUCUUGCUUAUUCAACCAGAAAUCACUGAAGACAUGGAAGAUUCACUAAAGUUCCCCAACGUGGUUCAAUAUGCGGACUUCAGACACAAUCAUCAAAUCGUUCACUUCAGAGAGCUGGAGGCCCCUAAGGUGGACAAAGUGACUCUGGAGUUGACGAAAAUGAUGAGUUACGAUCAAGUCGCUGAUGUUUUGGCUUCGGCGAUCGGUUUGGACGAUCCUCUUCGAUUGCGCUUCACCGCGCAUCACGUGUACACGAACGGUCCAAAGAGUGCAAGCUUCCAAUUUAGAGGCGCGGAUACUUUGAUAAAAAUGCUGGAAAACCAGCAAAGCGACGUGCUCUAUUACGAAGUCUUAGACAUGCCGCUGCCCGAACUCCAGGAAUUGAAGACGCUAAAAGUUUUCUUCCAUGGACUGAACACAAAGCUCGUUGAAGAAUUCCAACUGCGUCUGUCGAAGAGCGCAGCGGUGAAGGAUGUCCUCGAAGAGGUCAGAUCUAGGCUCGGUACUCGAGUCGGCGGUCGCAAAUUACGUCUGCUUGAACUUUUCUACUCGCAAAUCUACAAAGUUUUCGAGGAGGAAAAGGAUAUCGCAGAUAUCAACGACCAAUAUUGGACGCUUCGUGCGGAGGAAGUUCCCGAUGACGAGUCAGAGGAAGACAGACUCUUGCGUGUGUACAACAUUUCCAAAGACUUGUCCAAUCCUAACCAGUUCUAUGCCUACGAUGAACCGAUGUUACUUCGCACGUGUGAAGGUGAGACGCUCGGGGAAGUGAAGGCUCGGAUCAAGACGAGGCUCGAAGCGACGGAUGAGGACUUCGCAAAAUGGAAGUUCUACAUCGGCCACCCGCCGCGGUAUGAAAUCUUGGACGACGACGAGUUGGUUAUAUCGAGUAAAUUGGUUCGCAUCGCCAAAGAGGGCUUUUGCGAAUCGACGCUGGGGAUCGAGCGCGAAGUUAGAGGUCCGCGAAGGCCGGCUAGCCGUCAGGGGAAGCCGGCUGGAUUUGAGCGAGCGAUCAAAAUCAUGUGA